Messenger RNA from Leguminivora glycinivorella, 1184 nucleotides. It is a transcript of the gene Smn, whose product is annotated as survival motor neuron protein. The transcript is spliced from 7 exons. Gene Ontology annotation, biological process: mRNA processing. Gene Ontology annotation, molecular function: RNA binding. Gene Ontology annotation, cellular component: cytoplasm; nucleus. Lineage: Eukaryota; Metazoa; Arthropoda; Insecta; Lepidoptera; Tortricidae. The record is from RefSeq and is a predicted model, not a curated record. The coding region runs from base 102 to 998 and encodes 298 amino acids.
UAUAAAACCGCUUCUUAUUGAGCGUGUUGAAAAUAUUAUUAAAAAAAACCUUUUUUAAAACAAAACUGUAAAAAAAAUAAUCCUUUUCAUUUCUCAGUAAUAUGUCAGCAAACAAAAUUCUCUUCGAGAGAGGUGCACGGAAAACCUCUCAAUCCGACCAAUAUGAUGGGGUGGAAGGAAACGACUGGGAUGACACUUCGCUCAACUCUGCAUACGAUACAGCAAUGAAAAUAGCUAAGGCUGAGGUCGCGAAACGAGUGGCUAUGUCUACAAAUACUAAACUAGAUAACCGCAAUGACCAAAAGCCAUCCAAAAAGCCUUCGAAAAUUAAACAACCGGUGGCUAGCUCAUCGAAAACGAAGGAAUGGAAAGCUGGCAUGGCAUGCAGAGCAGUGUAUGAAGAAGACGGGCUCGAAUAUGAGGCUUUUAUACUCCGAAUAGUGGAAGAUCAGCAGCACUGUGUAGUUAGAUUCUUAGGAUAUGAAAAUUGCGAAAUGGUGCCUCUAGACAGUCUAACCCCGAGCCUUGGGAAGAAUGCUCGUCAAAAGCAAAUCGAAGAAGCAGCGCUUGAGAAGGAAGAUUAUACAGAGUGCGAGAGUGACAGAACUACGAGUAAGAAAGAGAACCAGACGGAGCCAAACUUGGAGUGGAGAGAGUGUGGGAGCGAUAGAGUCCUGAGCCCUGGUAGUACAGAAUACUCUUAUGAAAGAAAACAGAAAUCGCCCAAGAAGAAGAAGAAUCAAAAGCCAAAUUUCGAGAUGCCUGAAAUGCCGUUCUCAAUGCCUAGUAUGCCGAAUAUUCAAAUGCGGAGUAUGAUGGCAAAUCUUGGUUCCCUAGACAUGCCGCUGCCCCCUCCACCGAUUUCAAUCCCAACAGAACGCCCCGACCCGGAGGAACAAGCGGUCUCUUCCAUGCUGAUGAGCUGGUACAUGAGCGGGUACUACACAGGACUGUACCAGGGAAUGAAACGAGCAAAGCAGAGCCGCAAGCGAAUGUGAUUUUCAACAAACAAGCAAGCAAGCAACCAAGCAAGCAAGUGAAAGCAUGAUUUCCAUUUUUAUAAAAUGAAUUAUAGUUUUCCAUACCUAGUAUUAAAUUAAUAUGAAUAUUAGGAAGUUCAUUUAAAAAAGAUUCUGCGGAUGUAAACGAUUUUAUGUACAAAAUAUACAAUUUUAAUACUUCUA